AAAACAUGCUAACAAAAGCGAAAUAUUUUUUUUUUAUUAGCUGAACGGGUUACCUAUGUUGCGUAAGGAUACUUUCACUUUCGUUUUAACUUUGACAGUCAAUGAUUGAGUCGGGCAGUGUAACUUACUAUGACAUAACCAGAAGACGAUGAGUGGAACAUCACGACUUGUCCAGGUUGUUAAUCUUGGUCGUAUGGGAUUCAGAACUGCACAGCAGAUUCAGGACAAAUACAAACAGAGAUAUUUUGACUUUCUCCACGGAAGAGCAUCAUCUGCAUAUGACACCCUGUUAUUAGUUGAACAUGAUCCUGUUUACACAAUUGGCAUCCGAACUAAAAACUAUGACGAAGAAGCAGAGCAAAAAUUACUCAAAACGGGAGCAGAAUUUAUUCGGACCAAUCGAGGAGGGCUGAUCACAUUUCAUGGACCUGGACAGUUAGUUGCUUAUCCAGUUGUUAACUUAAAACAUUUUAAGCCUAGCAUGAAGUGGUAUGUGUGUGCCUUGGAGAAAACCAUGAUUGAUACAUGUAGAAAGUUUGGUCUGAAGGCAAAUGCAGAUCAAGAGACUGGGGUGUGGAUUGAAGACAGAAAAAUCGGAGCAAUAGGAAUACAUGGAAGUCGAUACGUAACCACUCAUGGAAUAUCGUUAAACUGUACCACAGAUCUUGACUGGUAUAAAUCCAUUGUACCAUGUGGAAUAGAGGGCAAAGGGGUCACAUCCAUCACUGAAGAACUUGUAGUGGAAGUCACAGUUCAAGAUGUUUUGUGGCCAUUUUUAGAGAGCUUUAAGCAACACUUUGAUUGUGAUCUAUCUUUUGAACAUUUGUCAAAACAAGACCUUUCACUUAUUGAAGAAAGUGAAAAGAAAUGUCAACAAAUGAUUUUAGAAUCAGCAAUAAGGACAAAACAAUUUUAGUAUUUAAUUAUUUAUCAUAAUAAAUAUUUGACAGAUCUU
Molecule: messenger RNA, 955 nt
Organism: Ostrea edulis (European flat oyster)
Lineage: Eukaryota; Metazoa; Mollusca; Bivalvia; Ostreida; Ostreidae
Product: putative lipoyltransferase 2, mitochondrial
Exons: 3
Coding region: 149-916 (255 amino acids)
Biological process (GO): protein lipoylation
Cellular component (GO): mitochondrion
Molecular function (GO): lipoyl(octanoyl) transferase activity
Source: RefSeq, a predicted model, not a curated record